Messenger RNA from Cyclospora cayetanensis, 2703 nucleotides. RefSeq lists its product as uncharacterized. Gene Ontology annotation, cellular component: site of double-strand break; nucleus; replication fork. The coding region runs from base 1 to 2703 and encodes 900 amino acids. Gene Ontology annotation, biological process: response to radiation; error-prone translesion synthesis. The record is from RefSeq and is a predicted model, not a curated record. The transcript has 7 exons. NCBI's taxonomy places the organism in Eukaryota, Apicomplexa, Conoidasida, Eucoccidiorida, Eimeriidae. Gene Ontology annotation, molecular function: DNA-directed DNA polymerase activity; damaged DNA binding.
AUGCUUUGCCCCGUUGCCGCCCCAGUGACUGCAGGAAACACGCGCAACCCAUCCGUCACCAGCAGUUCCCAUUCCGCUUCUUCAGCCUUUCCCUCCCGAGCAUCCAACACCGCUCCAAACAGCCAAAAUGGGGAGAGCGCCCCCUCUUUUCCUAGACGCACUUCCAGUUGGGGAGGCGGCGCCGCUCCGAACUGGAAGACGGACAAAGUUACGCUGCAGAGGUACCGCGAUGCAUCUGCGGAGGUGCUGGCAUUGCUACUGGACCACUGCCAAACCGUCGAGAAAGCUUCAGUGGAUGAGGUCUAUGCCGAUCUCACGCUUCAUGCUGCCUUCCUCCUCCACACGCUCAUAAAGGACAACCCACCGCUCUCGGAGGCAGAGGACGGAGAGGUCCCUUGCCAACCCGCAGAGAAGGCUCUCCAGGAUCCCGUGCUUGCGAACGUGGUGGAGCUCCCAGAAGCACGCAACAAUGCAGCCGAGACAGGGCCCCCUCUCUGUCCCCGUGAUCCAUCAUUGCCUCCCGAUGCCUCUCCCGACAGCAGGCCUUCUUCGGAGGGGCAGCAGCAGCAGCCUGCGGCAACGCCUGCGAGCGCCUUUUGUGGUGCUUCAUCUGUCGUCGCUCCCACGCUGCUUUCACACCAGGAGCUCCCUCUAAACUCUCUUCAGAGGAGGCCCCCCGAUACCGAAGACGGGGGCCCCCACAAGCUCCACGUAAAAACCCCCUCCGUUGUGUGUGCAGCCUUGAGGGACACCUCCGUCUUGCCCCCCUUGGAGGAGCAACGGCGCCUUCUUCCGACCCUCCGUCGCCAACUCUUAAGGCGCUUUGGACUAAGUGACCCCCAGGUAUACGCAAGGAUCGCGGGGGCAGCACGCAGGGGGCCCCCCCAAAAGGCCCCCGACACACAGGACGAUCCACAACAGGCGCAGCAGCAGCAACAGCAGCAGCAGCAGCCAGAGAUUCCCCAUGAGGGGGGGGCCCUAGGGCCUCCCUCGAGUCCCCCCCGCUCAAGGAGCUCGGAGGCCCCUUCUAUGCUCCCUCCCCCCGAGGGGGCCCCCGAAUUUCCCAUCCGAGGACACACAGGCCAGCAUGCGGCCUCUCUGGCGUCGUUAACAACGCCUCUCGAGAGCUCCCCUGCGGAGGGCCCUGUGGGAACAACACCGCAGGGGGGCCCCUUUUUCGGGGAGACGUACUGCGAAGUAUUGCGUGACGAGGAGUGGACUGUGCCCAGCUUGUGGCUGGUUUUGGGGGCAGUGGUGUUGGCAUUUCUACGUCGGCAGGUGCUCGAGAGACUGCAACUCACGAUGAGUGGAGCCGUAGGACACAACAAGUUUGUUGCCAAAGUAGCUUCCUCUCAUUUUAAGCCCGAUCAGCAGGUAAUCGUCCCGUCCUUUGCUGUAGCCUCCUUCCUCUCGGGAUUCCCCUUAAGGAAGCUUCCUGGCAUGGGUGGCAAGAGGGGCCUCUGCGUGUCUUCGAGACUCCCCCAGUAUACCUUCGCGGGAUGCAUACAGCGGCUUCCUUUCGGUGUCCUUCAACAAAAGCUUGGCACUGAGGAAGCAGAAUUCCUCUACAACCUUGUACGCGGCUGUCCUGAGGGGAGCGACAGCGUGCAGAGCAACAUUAGAGUAAAAUCCAUGCUGGCCUUCAAGUCGCUACCGCCUCCUGGCGUCCCUCCAGGGGGGCCUCAGCUCCCUCAGUGGCUGCACACCCUCAGCAGAGAGCUCUGUGAGAGAGCAGACCUAGACUUUAGACUGUAUGCGAGAAUUCCCAAGACCAUCACUCUCCAUUUCUGCUCGGGGAAUCCUGCGAACCAGCGGUUUACGCGGUCCUGCCAGAUUCCCUAUGCCUCUGCGGGGGGCCCUUGUAAGGGGCCUCCCGACGUGCAGCAGAUAUGGCAGCUGGGAAUGCAGCAGCUGACUCGCCUGCAACAAGAGCAGCAGCAGCGAGGGGUUCCGUUACAGCCAUGUCUAAGAGUUGCCCUGGCUCUUGGAGAUUUUGUAGAGCGGAAAGCGGGCGUCCAAGGGACAGAGAGGGGUAUUGUGGAAUUCUUCGACAAGCAGCCGAAACGCGAGGGCCUUAGGGGGCAGUCGGAAGGCACUGCAGAGGGGCUGGAAGGUACUUUGACUUUUGCCACUGCCGGAGACGCUACAGACAUCGCAAUCGCUGCCUCGCAGGAGACCCCUGAAGGUCAGGGGCCCUCAAGGCCUCCUCUCACCUCCCCAAUACGUAGCGCCAAGUCAGCGCGAAAAUUUGGGGGAUCUUCUCGAGCUGGCAAGGAAACUGUCAAGCUCCUUGAGGACCAAGAUGCUCCCGCUGAGUGUCCAAUACUGGGGAAUACCGCCUUGGAGGCGGAUCUAGAAACCCCUUUGUCGCAAGAAGAGCGGUGCAUCUCUGUUUCCUCGCAGUUGUCGGAGGGAGCCCGAUCGGAGGAAGAGGUCGAAGUCUUGGAGGUGAUAGACGUAUCCGAGGAUUUCGGUGAAUGCACACCCCAGCAAAGGGCACAUCCCAUGAACGGAAAGGACAGGCACCCAACCUCGUUGAGGUCCCCCUACAUAGCAACGCAACCGAAUGCAGCUGCACCCUCAGGAAUGUACUCACAGCACCAGCCACCUCGCUUUAGCAGUAGCCAAAGAAGGCCCCUUCCCGCACAGAGUGGUGGACAACUGAAGCUGGAUCGCUUCUUAGGGAAGAAACAGAAACGCUAG